CUUAUCUCAUCCAACAAAAUGUCUGAUACCACUUUCACCCUCAAUACUGGAGCUAGGAUCCCCGCGGUGGGCCUUGGGACGUGGCAGAGCAGUCCGGGAGAGGUCAAGAAAGCUGUUGCGCAUGCGUUAAAGUCUGGGUACAAGCACAUCGAUUGCGCAUUCGUGUAUGGCAACGAAGCAGAAGUUGGCGAGGGUCUCAAGGAAGCCUUCGAGGCGGGCAUCAAGCGCGAGGAGAUAUUCAUAACAUCAAAACUUUGGUGCUCACACCACCGCAAAGCUGAGCAGGGUCUGGACGAAAGUCUGAGGAGACUCGGGCUUGAUUACGUCGAUCUCUACCUCAUGCAUUGGCCCGUGCCGAUGAAUCCGAAUGGAAACGACCCGCUGUUUCCGAAGCUUGCCGACGGAUCAAGAGAUUUGGACACGGAGUGGUCGCAUGUCAAGACAUGGCGAGAGAUGGAGAAGCUAGUGAAGACCGGAAAGACCAAGGCGAUCGGCGUCUCGAAUUACAGCGUGAAGUUCCUCGAAGAGCUUCUCCCACAAGCAUCAAUCGUCCCUGCUGCCAACCAGAUUGAGAAUCACCCGUAUCUCCCCCAGGAAGAGAUUCACCAAUUCUGCAAAGAGAAGGGCAUCCUGAUCGAAGCGUACAGCCCGCUUGGAAGUACAGGCAGCCCGCUCUUCCAAAAGGAAGGCGUGCAAGAGAUUGCGAAGAAGCACAAUGUCGGCGCAGGCACUGUGUUGAUAUCGUAUCAAGUGAGCAAAGGCCAUGCCGUUCUUCCCAAGUCCGUCACGCCAUCGCGAAUUGAGGAGAACCUCAAGGUUGUCAAGCUCGAUGCCUCGGAUAUGGAAGCUCUGGAGAGCAUCCACAAGAAGGAGGGCUUGAAUCGAUUCGUGUAUCCCGCCUUUGGCGUGAAUUUGGGCUUCCCAGACAAGCAGUAG
Molecule: messenger RNA, 936 nt
Organism: Zymoseptoria tritici IPO323
Lineage: Eukaryota; Fungi; Ascomycota; Dothideomycetes; Mycosphaerellales; Mycosphaerellaceae
Exons: 5
Coding region: 19-936 (305 amino acids)
Cellular component (GO): cytosol
Molecular function (GO): aldose reductase (NADPH) activity
Source: RefSeq, a predicted model, not a curated record